AUGGCCGACCGUCUCAAGUCCAUCGUUUCCCACAUGACUCCGUCGAAGAGCGGGCUCGCGGCAAUUACCACGAAGAAUCCCGAUGACAUUGUCAUUACCCUCGCCAUCCGCACGCCUCUGACCAAGGGCUUCAAGGGUGGCUUCAAGGACACGCCUCUCGAUGGCAUUAUAUUCAAGCUCAUGGAGCAGGUCGUCGCUAAGAUGAACAUGGACCCUGCUCUGGUUGAGGACAUUUGCCUCGGCAAUGUCUCAUCCGCAAAGGCCGCUUACUACUGCCGUGCUGCCAUGCUCGCCGCCGGUUUCCCCAACACCACCUCCGGCUCCUCCGUGAACCGCUUCUGCAGCUCCGGCUUGAAGGCUGUACAGGACAUUGCCAACCAGAUUGCUACCGGCGCCAUCGAGAUUGGUCUUGCCAUUGGCGCUGAGUCCAUGACCGAGGGCGGUGACAAGCUGGAGCGUCCCUUCUUCGACGAGAUCCUGGCUGCCAACCAGGAUGCCCGCGACUGCAUGCAGCCCAUGGGUCAGACCUCGGAGAACGUUGGCAAGGACUUCAACAUCACAAGGGAGAAGCAGGACAGAUACGCGUGCGAGAGCUUCAGGAGGGCGGAGGUUGCGCAGAAGGCGGGCUGGUUCGACGACGAGAUCGUCCCCAUCCAGGUUAAGGUCAAGGACCCCAAGACUGGCGAGGUGAAGCAGGUGACCCUUACCAAGGACGAGGGCCCCAGGUACGGAACCACCUACGAGGCUCUGUCCAAGAUCCGCCCUGCUUUCAUGCCGCACGGAGACCGGUCCACUGGUGGAAACUCUUCCCAGGUCACGGACGGUGCCGCCGCCGUCCUCCUCAUGAAGCGCUCCACUGCUGAGCGUCUCGGCCAGCCCAUCAUGGCCAAGUUCGUUGGUGCCACCGUUGCCGGCCUUGCUCCCCGCAUCAUGGGUAUCGGCCCUUCGGUCGCCAUCCCCAAGCUGCUCAAGCAGUUCAACCUCAGCCUCGAGGAGAUCGAUCUCAUUGAGAUCAACGAGGCUUUCGCCUCUAUGGCCGUCUACUGCCUCGAGACCCUCAAGAUCGACCACUCCAAGCUCAAUGUGAGAGGCGGUGCCAUCGCUCUCGGCCACCCUCUCGGCUGCACCGGCGCCAGGCAGAUCGUCACUGGUCUCAGCGAAUGCAGGAGGCAGAAGAAGAAGAUCCUGUUGACCAGCAUGUGCAUUGGCACGGGUAUGGGUAUGGCUGGUCUGUUCGUCAACGAGCAGUUAUAG
Westerdykella ornata is the source of this 1254-nucleotide messenger RNA. Its product is annotated as 3-ketoacyl-CoA thiolase 1. The coding region runs from base 1 to 1254 and encodes 417 amino acids. Gene Ontology annotation, cellular component: peroxisome. Gene Ontology annotation, biological process: phenylacetate catabolic process; fatty acid beta-oxidation. Lineage: Eukaryota; Fungi; Ascomycota; Dothideomycetes; Pleosporales; Sporormiaceae. The record is from RefSeq and is a predicted model, not a curated record. The transcript has 3 exons. Gene Ontology annotation, molecular function: acetyl-CoA C-acyltransferase activity.